AUGACGAACACACGUUCGACGUCUGGUACCUCCCAAAUGUCGCCGCGUCAACCACAGUCUCAGCCUUACGGCAUGCCUCAACAUCAAUCUGCACCAGAACAGCCCCAGUUGGAAGCAAACCCGGUGCUAAUAGAGGUACAGGUCGGCGAGGUCGGUACACAAGGACCGACUCCCAGACCCCUGUCGAGUACAACAACUGCUGCAAUUCGUCCACCUCCACACAGUGAGCCACCAAACGUGACAAACAUGGCCAUGGGAGCAAUCCUUCAAAGGUUGCAAGAGAUGGAAAACAGAUUCCUGACCCAGCAGCGCGUACAUCAGAACGUCGAAGGCAUCCAGCAUCUGAAUGCUGAAAACCUCCAGCAUCAAAACGUUGGAGAUCGACCUAGAAGGCGCGGCAAUUCUGGCGAUGGAGCACCGCGGCAACAGAACGCAGCCACACUCGAAGGAAACACGCACAAUGAGCAGAACCUUAACCUCGGUAACAACCGGAAUGGCGGUGGCCCGAACGACUACCAGGACAAAAAUUAUCUGGAGGAUGAAGAGGCUAGUGAUAGCCCAUUCACUGAGAGGCUCAUGAACUUGGCCAUACCACCGAGAUUCAAGAGCACCAGGAUACCUCCAUACGACGGAAGUCAGGACCCAGAAGCCCAUUUGGAGGCUUUUAAAACCGAGAUGCUAUUCAACGGGAUCACUGGACCUAUUAAGGCCAGGAUCUUUGCGACAACGCUUCCUGGUCAAGCAAUGACCUGGAUAACCAGGCUCCCUAGGAACUCAAUCGACUCAUUCGAGGACCUAGCUCGGACUUUCCGACUUAACUUUGCAACAAGCAAAGUACAUCCGAUGCCAGCCUAUGCUUUGGGAAGAAUCCGGCAGAAGGAGAACGAAUCGCUGAGGAAGUACCUCGACCGGUUCAAAGAUGCCGCCCUCAACGUACGAGGGCUACCCGAAGCAGUACACCUCCACUUAAUCAUCUCGGGAUUGGAUGGCGACUCCCCAUUGGCGAGAUCUAUAUAUAAGAACCCGGUGAAUGAUCUGGAGGAGUUCAGGAGGAGGUCGGACAAAUACAUUGACGUGGAGGACAUGCAAAAGGUUUAUGUCGAGUCACGAGGACGAAGCCCUCCACGUCGGAGCCCGAGUAGGAAAAACAACAAAGACCGGGACCAGAAGGGAUCCAAAAAAGCAAAGGACGCUCGUGAUAAAAGGUCGGAAGAACGAUCACCAAGGAGAAGGUAUGACGACUAUACACCCUUGAGCGUGUCCAGAUCCAAGAUAUGGAAAGAGGUAGCACAGACCGAAAUGCGCAACGUCGAGAGACCUCGACCUCUCAAAGCCAAGUUCGGAUUAGAUAGAAGCAAAUACUGCGCAUUCCAUGACCAAAACGGUCACUAUACGGAUGAUUGCUGGGACCUCCGAGAUGCAAUUGAAAAACACGUCAGGGAGGGAAAGUUAAAGCAGUAUAUCAUCCGAACACAAGGCAAGAAAAAUAAUAAGCGCAAGCAAAGUAGCCGAAGCCGAAGUCGAAGCCCAAAGAGAGAGGAUCGAAAGGACCAAAGAAAAGACCGACCUUCCAAAGGCAAAGAG
Molecule: messenger RNA, 1584 nt
Organism: Gastrolobium bilobum
Lineage: Eukaryota; Viridiplantae; Streptophyta; Magnoliopsida; Fabales; Fabaceae
Exons: 2
Source: RefSeq, a predicted model, not a curated record